GCAGACGGGUGAUGGUUGUAGUUCUUCCGCUAAUGCAAACAACAAAACGAGCAAAGUAGUCACUCUCGAGUGUGGCUACCAUUCCUGUAACAAUUCACGAAAACCUACAGAAGAAACAAGAGUCUCAAAGUCGAGCGCAGCGACACAGAAAGUACCUUUACCUGCCUUCUAGGGCAGCAGAAGUGAAGUGACUUGAGAUCCACAAGAAUGGUGCAGUCCUGCUCCGCCUACGGCUGCAAGAACCGGUAUGAUAAAGAUAAACCUGUUUCUUUGCACAAGUUUCCUCUUACACGACCCAGUCUUUGUAAACAAUGGGAAGCAGCUGUCAGAAGAAAAAACUUUAAGCCCACCAAGUACAGCAGCAUUUGUUCAGAGCACUUUACUCCAGACUGCUUUAAGACGGAGAGCAAUAACAAGUUACUGAAAGAGAACACUGUACCCACCAUAUUUUUUUGUACUGAGCCACAUGACAAGAAAGAAGAUCUGGAGCCACAAGAACAGCUUCCUCCACCUCCUUCAACACCUCCAAUUUCCCAGGUUGAUGCUGCAAUCGGAUUACCCAUGCCCCCUCUUCAGACCCCUGAUAAUCUCUCAGUUUUCUGUGACCACAACUAUACUGUGGAGGAUACAAUGCACCAGAGGAAAAGGAUUCAUCAACUGGAACAGCAAGUUGAAAAG
Messenger RNA from Octodon degus (degu), 678 nucleotides. Its product is annotated as THAP domain-containing protein 1-like. Lineage: Eukaryota; Metazoa; Chordata; Mammalia; Rodentia; Octodontidae. Gene Ontology annotation, molecular function: sequence-specific DNA binding. The transcript has a single exon. The annotation marks the transcript as partial. The record is from RefSeq and is a predicted model, not a curated record.